Serpula lacrymans var. lacrymans S7.9 is the source of this 2251-nucleotide messenger RNA. RefSeq lists its product as uncharacterized. Gene Ontology annotation, molecular function: ATP binding; ATP hydrolysis activity; heat shock protein binding. Gene Ontology annotation, biological process: cellular response to unfolded protein; protein refolding. Bases 25 to 1935 code for a protein of 636 amino acids. The transcript has 9 exons. Lineage: Eukaryota; Fungi; Basidiomycota; Agaricomycetes; Boletales; Serpulaceae. Gene Ontology annotation, cellular component: mitochondrion; cytoplasm. The record is from RefSeq and is a predicted model, not a curated record.
CCACGGUCGUUAAUCGCGAGGAAUAUGAACUCCAAAGUCAAUGGCCCAGUUGUUGGCAUUGAUCUAGGAACCACAAACUCGUGUGUAUCGGUCAUGGAAGGGAAAUCGUCUCGGGUCAUUGAGAACUCAGAAGGUGCACGGACGACACCUUCUGUUGUUGCUUUCACCAAGCAUGGAGAGCGAUUAGUCGGUCUACCAGCGAAGCGUCAGGCUGUUGUCAACUCGGCAAACACAGUCUUCGCCUUCAAACGUUUGAUCGGUCGUCAGUUCAAGGACAAAGAAGUUCAGGACGACAUGAAGCAUUGGCCAUUCCAAAUCGUUGCUAAGGGUGAUGGACGACCUGCAGUCGAAGUAGACAAUGGUGGAAAGAAGCAGCAAUUUUCUUCGGAAGAGUUGUCUUCCAUGGUUUUGACGAAGAUGAGGGAAACAGCAGAACAAUUCCUGAACAAAAAAGUCAACCACGCUGUCAUUACUGUUCCCGCUUACUUCAAUGAUGCUCAACGGCAGGCAACCAAGGAUGCCGGGCAGAUUGCUGGUUUGGAUGUUCUUCGUGUCAUCAACGAGCCUACUGCUGCUGCUCUUGCGUACGGUCUUGAUCGCGUUGAGUCGUCAGUAAUAGCCGUCUAUGAUCUCGGCGGUGGUACGUUCGAUAUUUCCAUUCUGGAGAUGCAGAAGGGUGUAUUCGAAGUGAAGUCCACCAAUGGUGACACGCACCUUGGUGGUGAAGACUUCGAUAUUGUCCUUGUCGAUUAUAUCCUGAAUGAGUUCAAAAAGGAGAGUGGGAUCGACCUAAGUGGAGAUCGUAUGGCCAUCCAGCGUAUACGUGAAGCAGCUGAAAAGGCCAAGAUUGAAUUGUCGUCAACUUCGCAGACAGAGAUCAACUUGCCUUUCAUCACUGCCGACGCCUCAGGACCCAAACACAUCAACUCCAAACUCAUGCGUUCGCAAUUCGAGUCCUUGGUUGCUCCCUUGAUUCAGCGCACAGUUGACCCAUGUAGGAAAGCCCUCAACGACGCAGGUGUUAAGGCCAACGAAAUCAACGAGGUCAUUUUGGUUGGUGGUAUGACACGUAUGCCUCGCGUAUCGGAAACCGUCAAGAGCAUUUUCGGCCGCGAGCCUAGCAAGGGUGUGAACCCUGAUGAGGCUGUGGCUAUCGGUGCUUCUAUUCAGGGUGGUGUAUUGGCCGGCAAUGUUACGGAUAUUCUCCUACUCGACGUUACGCCUCUGUCGCUUGGUAUCGAAACUCUCGGUGGCAUCAUGACCAAGCUUAUUAGCCGUAAUACCACAAUCCCUACCAAGAAAUCCCAGGUUUUCUCUACGGCUGCGGAUGGUCAGACUGCUAUCGAAGUUAAGAUUUAUCAAGGUGAACGUGAACUCGUUCGUGACAACAAGUUGUUGGGCAACUUCAACCUCGUUGGUAUUCCCCCUGCCCCCAAGGGUGUGCCCCAAAUCGAGAUUACUUUCGACAUUGACGCUGAUGGUAUUGUGAAUGUAUCAGCUAAGGACAAGGCAACUAACAAAGAUCAGUCCAUGACUAUUGCAUCCUCUUCUGGUCUUAGCGACAAGGACAUUGAGAAGAUGGUCUCUGACGCUGAGCAAUAUGCCGAGUCUGACAAGUCUCGCAAGACCCUAAUUGAGGAAGCUAACAAGGCUGACUCCGUGUGCUCGGAUACUGAAAAGGCCAUGAACGAGUUCAAGGACCAACUCGAUGCUACGGAGAAAGACAAGGUUACCAAGCUGGUCGGUGAGCUCCGUGAGUUGGCUGUUAAGGGACAAGCUGCGGAUCCUUCGAUCACUUCGGACGCCAUCCGGGAAAAGAUCAACGAGACACAGCAGGCAUCAUUGGGCCUUUUCCAGAAGGUCUACGAGAAGAGGAACGCUGAGAACAACACCUCAUCAGAAAGCACCGAGAACAAGGAGGAGAAGAAGGAUUAAUUGCGCUUUGUUCUCCCUUUUCUCUCUGUCUUGUCAUUUCUUUGCAUGCUCCCAUCACGUUUCCUUACCCUUACUUGCAUGGUCGCCACACGUUUUGCACCCCUCACGCCAUAGAUUUUUGCGAAAAGUACAGCUCACAUACACAUAUAUUCUAUUAUCUCCUGGUUUCACCUUGUCCUAGUCUGCCCCGCUUUUAUUUGUUAUACUUACGUAUUCGUGGCAUCCACCCCUCCCAACUCCGUAGCUCUCUUUUCAUGCUGUGUACCUAAUUCAUAGGGAUUUGAUUACGAGUAAUGUAUCACACGCACAACAGGAA